Messenger RNA from Culex pipiens pallens (northern house mosquito), 1097 nucleotides. RefSeq lists its product as uncharacterized. NCBI's taxonomy places the organism in Eukaryota, Metazoa, Arthropoda, Insecta, Diptera, Culicidae. The transcript has 2 exons. The record is from RefSeq and is a predicted model, not a curated record. The coding region runs from base 16 to 723 and encodes 235 amino acids.
ACCAAUCGACGUGCGAUGAGAUCUCUAAGAGUAAUAUCAUUCGUAAUGAUUCUGUUCAUAGUCAAAGCUGACCUCAGAAGACAAUCAACGCUAGAUGUGAUGAGGAAGCUUCAACGAGCACUUCAACAACUAUCCGAAUCUCAAAAUUCAAAUCAUCAACAACUCACCGAAGCCAAGCUAAGAACAUCGAUCGCCCUGCGAAACUUCCAAUACAGCGCGCUGUUCGUCAAGAGCGAAUCUCUCAAAGAGAUGUUCGCAGUGGAGCAGCAGGUGCUUCAGUACGGGCAAACCGUAACCGAGCGUCAACCGUGGUGUUGGGAAAACAAUCUGCCCCUGCUGGAAGGUGCCACAGGGUGGGCUGGGAAUGGGUUCGGCGAGUGUGCCAGCAAACUGAUCAGGCAGCUGAAGGACGUUGUUGGCUGGGCGUAUGGAAAGUUGGAGGGGGGAGGUUAUGAAGUCGUUAGCAAGUAUCGUUUGUUGGAGGUAUUUGAACGGAGGAAUAUAAUUAGUGAUGUAGCAGCAAUCAGCAAAGCCAUAGAUGAAGUGCACUUGUCUGGAAGUGAUUUUAAUUUGGAUUUCGGGGCAAUUAUUGCAGAACUAAGGGAUGAACUCGAUGGAAUGCUACUAUUGUACGACAGUUGCCUCGGGAAUGUCCGCACAGUUUUUGAAGACAGAGUUAACGGAAUGAAACAGUACACAGCGCAGUGUCUUAAGGACCUGUAGAACCUUAAGGAUGUAAUCACUCACAACAAUAGCCUAAUAAAGCAAGAAUGUCUCAAUUUGGUCAAAGGCUUGGCAGAUGCUAAUGGGCAAGUAUUAUGAUGUCACACUCCAAACUCUGUACCGUGGAGGAUUGCAGAAAGGACGAGGACGACCACGUGGGGGGAAAACUCAUUUGGGAUGGAUUUAUAGACACUCAUAAAAUAAGCCGCGUGGUCGUCGGGGCGGCCGUCAACAGUUGUGGUUAGUUUCAUGUAUGUACAACAGGAAUUAGUACACCCCGUCGUGGUCAACGGUGGGAGUUGUUUGCGGCGAAUGCGUCGUUUAAUAGCUUGCUCACGUUGUUGUCACCGACGUUGUUUAAUGUUGGGUGAACA